Molecule: messenger RNA, 4077 nt
Organism: Mytilus californianus (California mussel)
Lineage: Eukaryota; Metazoa; Mollusca; Bivalvia; Mytilida; Mytilidae
Product: coiled-coil domain-containing protein 42 homolog
Exons: 9
Coding region: 95-1162 (355 amino acids)
Source: RefSeq, a predicted model, not a curated record
ACAUGGCUGCCGCCAUCUAACUCGAACACCUGUUGUGUUUCUGUACACGCGAUCAUGCUACUAUCCGAUUAAUAAUAUAUAGCGUUGAUUUCCCAUGAUGGCAGCUACAAGAGAUGAUUAUAAGCUUGAUUUAGAUAACCGUAAACAAAAUGUUUUCGUGACUCAGUUGCACGAAAGAGAAUUUGAAGAUGAGGUCACUGCUUUCCCAGUUGUCAGUGAGUCAGGAGACCGACUUCUUGAAACGGGGGUCAGAACUCUGCAGAAAACUUUAUUAUUAAAGAAAGAGGUAGAGGUGGCGAAAGUUGAUGCAGACUUAGAAGAAGCCAGGAGACUCUUCAGACAACGUAUGGAAGAAUGUGCACAAAGGAGAAUACGCAUACAGAAAAGAAGACAGGAGAUUAAACAUCAGAUUGCUGACUGUGAUAAAUAUAUCAAAGAGUAUGAUGCUAAAAGGAAGAGGGCCAUUCAGAAAUAUCAAACAGAAGUCAUUUCAAAAGAACAGAAAACACAAGAACUUGAACAAUUUAAAAUUGAACUGGAGGAGUACAAACAAAGACAAAGGUACCUCAGUGAAAAAGUAGAGAGAUUUAAAAAGUAUUCAGAUUAUAUGAUCAGUGUUACAGAGGCUAUGCCUGAUGCACAAUCCAGGUCACAUUUCAGAGAUUAUAUAGCCGCUGAAGAUAAGGUGAAAGGAUUAAUGAUGAGGCAUAAAACCUUAAGUGAAUCUAAUAAAGAUCUUAUUGAUAACCUAGUCAAUAUGGGUGAUGAGUUGGACACAUUACGACAAGAGUUUGAGAAAGAAAAAUCAGAACAUGAUAAAGUGAAGAUGUCCAACAACAGAAUCCUAUCACAACUACAGCAACAGCAUGAUAAAACACAGAAUCAAAAUAAACAUGAUGAACAAGAGAUCAUGUUAAAUAAAGGAGAUCUAAGAGAAAAGCAUGCAGAUCUUGGUUUGAUCGUCAUGGCAAUCAAUAAUAUGGCUGAAGGUUGUAGAAAAUACUAUGACCCACCAGUAGAACAAAUGAAGUUUCAAGAUAAAUUAAUGAGAAUAAAGGAACAUUUAAAAGACAGAAUAGAUGUAUCAAAGAUGGCAGGUGGUGGAAGUACUUUACAAGGCAGUGCCGAUGUACAUAAAUCUAGACAUAAAAAGAAAACGUAGCGCAAGUGUGUACAAGUGUGUGAAAAUGUGAGUGAAUGAACAAAUGUUUUGUGCUGUAAAAAAUCGCAAGAAUAAACUGUAAUAAUUAAUUCCCAUACACUUUAUAUGCAUGUAUAUUUUUGAUAAAACACACAAAUUAAACAAAUAGAAUAAAUUGCUAUUAAUGCUGGAUUAUUAUUGUUUUUUUCUGGAUUUUUUUUUAAAUGUUAUAAAUUUCAGCUUGAUAUUUUUUAUAAAAGUUUGAAUUUGUCCAUGACAUUUUGUAUUUUAAACAUAUUUUAAUAGAAAUGUACAAUUUUAUAUUAUAUUAGUUGCAGUCAUAUCAGCACAAGGUGCUAAUCAAACAUUAAUAAGAAGAAUGACCUUAUUGACAAGUUUUUAGUCGGUUUACACUUGUUUUGAAUAGUUUUUUUUUAUAUGUGUUUUCACUUUGUUUAGACAAAUUUUAUCACAGAUUUUGUUAUCAGUGUUGUAAUUUGUUUUGAUGCUAACCCUUAGAACCAAAGAUUUCAAAUGUGCUAGAUAUAAUCAGAUAAUAUUUUUAUACAAAUAACAACUUAACUCUUUGUUGUUUGAAUGCUAUGCAUACCCUAGUAAGUUAUGAUAGGUUUUUUUACUGAUAAUUAUUCAGUUUUCUUAUUAUUCUUAUUAUCUACAUUCUACACGCUGUUAAUUUUUUUUGUGGAUUUUAUAAUUGCAAAGAAUUUAAAUUUAAAAAUGUCAAUUUGUGAUUCCUGAUUUGAAUUACAGUUUAACAUUUCAUAUUUUCAAAAAAAAAAACAACAGAUAUUUAGAAUAUUUUUAUACUAAGUCUUAAUUUCUAAACUUUUAAUAUAAAUUUUGCAAAUGAUUUUUCUGACAAUGCCCAAAUGUUCUUUAUUCUGUUUUGAUUAGUUUUCUUGUAUAUGAGAGGUAUACAUGUCAAAUUUUAAUUGAUAUUGUUUACCGUAGUUAUUAUUGAAAAUGAAAAACAUGUAUGUUGUUAUAGAAGUGGCAUUAACUAGUUCUACAAAGUUAUAUUUAGAAGAUAGAAGAGCAAAACAAUCCAUUUCUUUUUCUAUAAAUGUCUUUCUGUUUAAAUUUCAUGUCUCCUGUAUGGUCUAUUCAUACUUUUUAAAGUUUGUUGGGUGUUAACCUAAUUUUCACGAUUCAGUGAUUCACAAAAAAUUGUUGACCUAUAUUCUUGUUUACUUGAGUUCUAAUACCUGCUGUCUCUUUUUUAGUUUUGAUAUUGACCUAACACUUUAUAUAUCAUUGUUCAGCCAUUAUAAUCUACACAAGCAAGACAUUUCUUCGGUCUACUCAUUAGAGUAAUACAUGUUAAAUCUAAUUUAUUGGAAAAAUAACAAUUAUUAUGUAAACCAGACAGCAUUUAUGAUAUGUUUCUUCUUGUCUUCAAAAUAUUAGAAUCAAACUGUAUUAUUCUUUUUUAUCUUAAGCCAAUGAGUUAUUUGAGGAAAGGUGUAAAACAUGUUUUACAAGAUAAUAAAAUAUAUUAAAAUUUUGGAGUGUCAUUGAUAUCGGCUUAAAUGAAUUGUCAAAAAUGUUGUAUAGGCUUCAACAAAUUGACAUAACCCAAGUUCAAAAAGAGAUAAUUUAUAAUUAUUUAAAUUGUGAUAUUUAUUAUAUUUUAUUUACUAAUCUUCUUUUUUAACUGUUGUGCUACAUGAACAUCUGUAAAACUUCAUAAUUCAAGGACAUCUAGAGUUGUUGUUUAUUUAGAAAUAAAUCAAUGCAAAACAUAACUUUUAUGUUGAACAAGAAAUCCACACUGCCAAAAAAAACUUGAUAUGCUAUUAUGUCAUAAAAUUUGCAUCAAAUUAUUUAUAUGUCUAGAUAGAACAGCUGUAAGUUUUUGUAGAUUUUGAUGCUGUAACAAGACAAUGACAAUGGUCAGCAAAUAGAAGGCUUUCAUAUUUGUGCACUUUCCUGUAAAUUUCCUGUCACAAUGUUUACGUUAGUUCAUCACAGUAAGAACUGAAUGUUCGAUGACAUCGUUUACGCUAAUUGACCUUGAGUCGACAUGUAUAACUCAUUCAUAAAAAAUUUAUACUUGAUCUGAGUUUUGUAGGAAUAAGUAUUGUGUAUAAGUUUCAUAAAAUUUGGUUGAGGCAAACUUAAAGUUAGUGAACGGAAAUGAAAAAUUCAGCAAUUUUUCCAUUUGUACAGGGGCAUAACUUUAGAAUGGUUAAAGUGACACCACCAAAAUUCAAACUCGAUCUGUAUUUUGUGGUAUUAAGCAUUGUGUAUAGGUUUCAUAGCAUUUGGUUGAGGCAAACUAAAGAUAGAGAACAGAAAAAAAAAAUUCAGCAAUUUUUCCAUUUGUAAAGGGGCAUAACUCUAGAAUGGUUAAAGUGACCCCUUCAAAAUUGAAACUUGAUCUGUGUUUUGUGGUAAUAAGCAUUGUGUAUAAGUUUCACAUUUGGUUGAGGCAAACUAAAGUUAGAGAACGGAAACCAACUUCGGGACAUAUAGAUGGACGGACAGACGUUCGUACAGUCGGACAUGGGUAAAACUUCAUGCCCCCUCCGCUACGGCGGAGGCAUAAAAAAAUAAGUUGAGAUUGGUGUAUGAAAAUGGUCCAAAACUUUCUUAAUCAUAUUAAAGUAUAACCAUAAUAUGACACUUCCUUACUCAUUAAUUGAGCCAUGAAACUUUCCCUAUGUAUCAAUUCUACUAAUAAUUUUUUCGGGGGUAGAGAGGGAUGAUUAGGUACCUAUUUCUUUUAAAUUCCAUUUUUCGCACAGACAGAAUGACAUAUUUACAUGCAUGUAUUAUUGAAAGUUUUCAGGGAAAGUUGUAUUUUUUAACAAGUUUGUGUAUAUAAAGUUUUAUAAGUAUUGUGAUUUCAUUUUGCAUCUUUUCCCCAACAGUUUCAGUUAUACUCAAAAUAUUUGUGAAACAACAACUAAUAC